ACUUGUGUGUUUCAGGAGAAGGGAUGUAAUGAACGGUUCAAUGAGACUGAGGUUGAGAGCCCAGUCUUGCGCACGCGCAGUAGCGUGUGAGGGUAUUUAAAUAUGGGGUGAAGAUUCCAGCAGCUCAACACAAACAGUUCUCAUCGGCGUGCGACUUACACGCCAGCCCGUCACGAUGAGCUGGGCCAUCAGCACUCUGGCCGUCGGGAUCGUUACUCUUCUGCUCAUUCAGAGGAGGUUUUACCCUUACUUUUGGGACGACUUGAUGUACUACGUGAAAGUUCGGCGCGUGGGGAGGGCGAUGAUGGCGAGGAUGAAGCGCGGAGUUGUCACAUAUCUCCAGUGCUUUGAGCUCCAAGCCAGAAACAUCCCGCACAAAGCGUUCGUUGUGUUCGAACAGCAAACCCUCACGUACAGGGACGUGGAUGUGCGGAGUAACCGAUUCGCGAACGUGCUGCAAUCGCACUGUGCUCUGAAACACGGCGAUGUUGUGGCUCUUCUGAUGAAUAACGAGCCGGAUUUCAUCUGCGUUUGGUUCGGUCUCUGUAAACUGGGCUGCGAGGUCGCGUUUCUCAACUUUAACAUCAAAUCCCAGUCGCUGCAGCACUGUUUGAGCAGCUGUGGAGCCAAAACGCUCGUCAUUGGCUCAGAUUUGAUCAGGUUUCUGGAUGAGGUGCUGCCGGCGCUGACCGACGGCGGGGUUGAGGUUUGGGUGGCAGCCGAGAGCUCAGCGCAUCAGAACGUCCGGACGCUGCUGGACAAGCUGGAAUCCGCCUCUCCAGAGAAGCCCGUGAUCGACGCCCCUCAGCCCAACCUCAUGUCCAACUUCCUGUUUAUCUUCACAUCUGGCACGACAGGACUGCCGAAAGCCGCUCGAAUCAGUCACAUCAAAGCGGUGAUGUGCAUGGCCUUCCUCCGUUUGUGUGGCGCUCGUGCCUGCGAUAGAGUCUAUCUGACGCUGCCGCUCUACCACAUGUCUGCGUCGCUGCUCGGCAUCGGCGGCUGCAUCGAACUCGGGGCGACGUGUGUUUUGAAGAGAAAGUUCUCUGCCAGCCAGUUUUGGAAGGACUGUCUCAAGUAUGAUAUUACUGUGUUUCAGUAUAUUGGGGAACUCUGUCGAUAUUUGGUCAGUCAACCCAAGACGGCAGAGGAAGUGGCUCAUAAAGUUCGCCUUGCUGCAGGAAGUGGUCUUCGAGCUGAUGUUUGGAAGGAGUUUCUCAGGCGUUUUGGAAAAAUCCAAAUUCGUGAAGCUUAUGGUUUAACGGAGGCCAGUAUUGGCUUUGUUAAUUACACUGCUGAAAUUGGACCAAUUGGGCGAGCCAGUUAUUUUAAUAAGCUCAGUUUGCCAUUUGAGUUUUUAAGAUGUGAUCCACAAACGUAUGAACCCAUACGGACGGGCACAGGACGCUGCAUUAAAGUGAGUAAAGGGGAAGCAGGGUUACUGGUGGCUCCAGUGACGUUCACCAACCCUUUCCUGGGCUACGCGGGUGAUAAAGCCAUGUCGGAAAGGAAGCUCCUGAGGGACGUCUUUAGGACGGGAGACGUGUAUUUCAACACGGGAGAUCUGAUGCUCCAGGACCACAGAGACUUCGUCUACUUCAAAGACAGGAUUGGAGACACAUUCAGGUGGAAAGGAGAGAACGUCUCCACCACAGAGGUGUCUGAAGUGUUGGGCAGCCUGGACUUCCUGCUGGAUGUCAAUGUGUACGGUGUCGCUGUACCAGGAUAUGAGGGUCGAGCGGGGAUGGCCGCUGUCGUGUUGAAGGACGGUCACGGAUUGGACGGAGAGAGGCUCUACGGUCAUCUGCUCCAGACUCUUCCUACGUACGCGUGGCCGUGGUUUCUGAGAGUUCAGACUUCCUUAGACAUGACGGAUACAUUUAAGCAGCAGAAGGGCAGACUGGUACAGCAGGGCUUCAGUCCGGAUACAGUCCAGCAGCCGCUGUACUUCCUGGAUGCUUCGCAGAAAACCUACACGCCCCUCACUGCGCAGCUGUAUGACGACAUCGUGUCAGGCAAGAUCAGACUUUAGAUGCGUUGUGGGAAAUGCAGUGACCCGUGAAAUGAUGCGUCCACAUCGCCAGACGACACGUCCGCUUUCUACAGCGAUCCUUGUGUUUGUGUUCCGACCGACGUAAACCACAUAGACUGGAGUGAAAUAUACGAGGCGUUCAGGGCUGGUGUGUUUUUAGUGUUUUAGUCUCGUACUCCAGGCGGUGUCUAUAGGCCGCUGAGCCUACAAAUAACCUGGAAUCACUGUGUUAGGAUUUCUUAAUAUUGAUACAGAAAAUGUACCAAUACUACAAUCAGUCGACUCUUAACCACUUCGCUCAGCUUUUAACUUUUCACUCCUCUUGUUAUUAACAGUAAAGAUUUUGUAUUUAUUUUUAAGACUAGCAGCAGCUUAACUAAUAUCAUCUGCUCUUGAUAAUUGUGUAGGCUACAUAAACGAAUAGACAAACUAAUUUCUUCAUCUAAAAGUUAGACUAAUUGAGAUCACAGCUGCAGUAUAUGUGUGAUUGAGUAUUUACACUUCAGACACAUGGCUCAUGUGUUUGUACAGCAGCACUGAAACAUCCUCACUCCAGAUGUUCACGCUUUUGUAUCAGAUAGGUUCUGAUUUGGUUUUAUAAUUGCAAAAUGUGUUAAUACAUUUAUAUGCAACAGUGCAUAUGAUACAAUGAAACCACAGUUUUGAGAUUGGGCACUAUAUGUUGUUGUGUUGUUGUGUUGUGUGUUUGUGUUUUUUUUCUUUUUCCUUUUUUUUUAUAUUAUCAUUGUAGAUUUAAUCAUGUUCAGCUUUCAUUCAGGGUAAAUUCAUUCUGUCUGUUUGUUUGACUGUAGUGCUGGUCACUGGAGAUUCUUCUGGAUUAUUCAUGUUUGAUAAUGACAGUGUGACUUGUUCUUUUGUGUCUCAGUUACUUUGUAAUAGAGUUUUUAUUUUUCGGAAACUUUGUUAGGUGAUUGCGUUUGAUCAUCCGUUAUUAUUAAUAACAAACUUGUAAAGGUAGUUGUUAACCACAAGAGGGCAGUGCUAACUUUACACAUUUUGAGUAUAAAAGUAAAGAAAACAUCGAUGUGAUCUGUAAUAAAGAACAUGUAUCGUA
Molecule: messenger RNA, 3107 nt
Organism: Labeo rohita (rohu)
Lineage: Eukaryota; Metazoa; Chordata; Actinopteri; Cypriniformes; Cyprinidae
Product: long-chain fatty acid transport protein 6
Exons: 10
Coding region: 176-2032 (618 amino acids)
Molecular function (GO): long-chain fatty acid transmembrane transporter activity; long-chain fatty acid-CoA ligase activity
Source: RefSeq, a predicted model, not a curated record